AUGGCAGAACUUACUGUAGCUUUAUUUGUAUGUAAAGUACUUGUCGGCAAGGAAUCAGCGAUAACCAAAGGUGUUUCAAUGUUAAGAUAUUCAGUUUCCCAUGUCUUAGACAUGAACGGAAGCGAACGGAAGUGUCAGUCCAAUUCAUCACCAGUAACUGCCACAAUAACAACAACGACACCAAUAGAAGAUGCAAAGUCAUACACACACAGCAAAAGUAAUGAUGAAUUCAGAAAAAUGUCUCUUAACCAUCAAGAAUAUCAUGAAGGGAGACUGACAGUUAAUCAUGAGGUUUAUGGCUGUGCGUACAAAGAAUUUUCUAGUAAUCAAAGACAAAAUAACAAGGGUAAUCUGAUAGAUGAACCACCAAAGCGUCCAGUGAAAGGUUACCAGUUAAUUAAAAGGAAAUUUCGUCUUACACGCGAAGCGCUUACUGCAGGUUUCAAAAAAUCAAACAAUCCUCAAGGUGAUAAUACAGCUGCGGUUAAUAGUAAAAAUACUAAGAACUCUGAAAAGACUGAUAAUCUGUCCAAUAAUAAUCACUGUAAGAGCAAUUAUUAUUCUGGUACUAUAUCACUGAAUUCAGAUGAAUCGAAAAACAAUUGUUCGCCUAAAAGACGUUCAUCAGGCUUCAGCGUAAAAUGUGAAGAUUUUCAACCACGUUUAUCAAUUCAGUUAAAUGAUUCAUCAACUAAAAAUGAUAAAAGUAAUCCCAAUGAUCAGUGUUAUCCUAAUGGGGAAAAUUUAAAUUUUAUUAAAAUGAAGAAAGAAAAUUCACUUAUGUCAAGAUCACAAAUCUAUUUGAAGCCAAUUCAACAUUCAGAUUGUUUAAGUUUACAGUCAAGUCUUAAGCUAAGUCAAGCGUCUUUAUGGGAUACACAGAGAGAUUUUUUGUACGGCUCAAUGGCACUCGGUGGUAGUAUGUUAGGUGUAUCAGAUAUGAAUAGUGUCUGUGGACCAAUUGCAGCUGGAAUAAAUGAAAAUUAUGCAGAUUUAGUCUCAGCAUUUCAUAAAAUCUUAAUUGCUGUUGGUGAAAAUCCAAAUCGUGAAGGUCUGUUGAAAACACCAGAACGAGCUGCUAAAGCUAUGCUAUAUUUCACAAAAGGUUAUGAAGAACGUGUCAGUGAUAUAUUGAAUGGGGCUAUCUUUGAGGAGAAUCAUGAUGAAAUAGUAUUGGUUAAAGAUAUUGAAAUGUUUUCUAUGUGUGAACAUCAUAUGAUACCAUUUAUUGGACGUGUUUCAAUUGGUUAUUUACCGAAUAAGAAAGUUCUUGGUUUAAGUAAAUUAGCACGUAUUGUUGAAGUAUACUCCCGAAGAUUACAAGUACAAGAAAGGCUUACCAAAGAAAUCGCUACAGCUCUAAAUGAAGCUGUUAAUCCUAGAGGUGUAGGUGUAAUAAUUGAAGCUACACAUAUGUGCAUGGUGAUGCGUGGUGUACAAAAAAUCAACUCUACUACAGUGACAACAGCAAUGCUGGGUGAUUUAAAAGAAAAUCUCAGAUUACGUGAAGAAUUUCUACAUCUAGCUACAAGGAAAUAA
Trichobilharzia szidati is the source of this 1539-nucleotide messenger RNA. NCBI's taxonomy places the organism in Eukaryota, Metazoa, Platyhelminthes, Trematoda, Strigeidida, Schistosomatidae. The record is from the annotation of a GenBank genome assembly.